ACUAUUUACUAUUUUCAGUAAUUAAUCAAAAUAAAAAGCAAAAACAAUUUUCGAGUUUGGAUCUCGGCUCUGACUUGAGACUGCAGGAUGUCCCUGAGUCCACUCAGCUCUGACGGGUACUUGACUCAUAUAAGGGAGAGUAAAGGCUGCUGGACAUAGUGCUGCCCAAACCCACCGUCCUUUCAUAUGCUAAUGCUGAGGAAAAUGUUGUCUGAGGAUGAACAUGACCUAUUGCUUAAUGCAACAUUUCAAAUUAUUGACUCAAGUUUAGAACCACAUAAAAUUUUAGAUGAGGCUUGUGCUUUAUCCAAAAGAUUAAAACUUGAAAAUGAAACAUCGGAUUCAUUAUCACUUACAGAAAAUUAUUUUUCGCUAUUUCAACAACAUGGACUGGGGUCUAGAAUGGAGAUUCCAGCGCCUACAUUAGCUACUCAGAUAAUUAACUUGUCACAAGAAUGCAAGCAUCAAGAAAACAAUGUGUUAUUAAGUGACGUUUUACUGGCAAAAUUUAAUACAAUUUUGUGUGCUUUAAAGUAUCAGUCAAAAGAAUCUUUUGAUGCUAACUUAUUUGCUUCAAUGAUUACUAAGCAUGAAUUACCACUAGAAAUUCUAUGGAACUUACAUAAGUGUUCUGCUCUAAAUUUGGAUGUCUACUUAUCAAGCAAGCUUCUAAAUGAGGCAUCUUAUACAGAUAAACUUGCAAAGAAAUUGUUUGCAUUAUUUAUUGGUGAAAAUGUAAAUCAACAUCGAAGACAGUGUAUUUUAUCAGCUUUUGCUGGCUGCUUGGUCAAAAAAUCAUUUGAAGAAAAAAAAGCUCCGGAAAAAAGGGCCUGCACACAGAUUCUAGAUACAAAUUUGAGAGACUUCUUGGAAGUUUACGAAGAUUCACCUGACAUCAACUGCUUAGCUCUGCCCUUACCGCACGAAGAACAACUUCAAAAUGAAACUCUGAAAAAGUUCAACAUCCACGCUCUAUCAUUUCUUCUGUCUUAUAAGACUAACUUCAGUGUAUUUCAGGCCCUUACUGCUGAUACAGAAUGGAAAUCUGCUAAAGAGUUUGGAGUUUUAAGACUACUACUGAAACAUCUGCUCUUGUCUCUAGAUGUGAAAGAAAUUGCAAGUGCUAUGUUUCGGUCCUUAGACCAGCCACACAUCAACCCAACUACAGUGUUCACCCUGCUGUCUGUCAUGUUCAUGUCCUACCCCCAGUGUAAAGAUAUAAUAACAGAUUUUAUCCAGUCAGCCAUUACAGCUAGCUUGGAAAACUCAGAUUUUGAUAAGUUCUGCAUUGGUGUUCUCCUUGCAAGACAAUCCGCAGUAGCUGGUCAGGUUUACUUCGGGAGAUAUGUUGAUUGGUUUGAGUCAGUAUUUGGCAACAGCUGUAGUACACUGGUGCUAACUAAGCCUAUGUUUCUAAUGUUUGUGAAGUUUUUGUCAAAUCUUGUUCCACAUGAAUCAGCUGAAUAUUUGAAGGUUCACAUAACAAAAAAGCCACAUAUGCCUCUGAAGAGUAAGGAAGUAUAUGAUGACUACAUCUUGCUUGCUAAGACAAGGCUGAGAGAUUUAGGGGUACCUCUUAAUGAUGUCUUUGGAAGAAUGUAUGAUCCUGGUCAUGGUGCCACAAACAGCACCACCUCUGAGAGGAGCAGUCUGGAUCCAGUGGAAGAUGAUCUAGAAAAAGUUUUGGAAUCUUAUGCACAAACAGGCAAGAUUCCUACUACUGUUUUAGAGGCCAGUAUUUUUCGCAGACCAUAUUUUGUUGGGAAAUUUUUACCUGCUCUCUUAAAGCCAAGAUUUCUGCCAGAUGAACCAGAUCUGAAGAUGAAACUGAUUGAAGAGAUCAACAAAUCUGGCAGAAUACCAACAUCACUUUAUAACAAAUACACAGCUGAGUGCGAGAGAGAAAAACAAAAUUUAUUUGAUGGUGUGUUUGAUGUUGAUGAUGAUGAUGCGAUGGAUGCACUAGUAUUAUCACCUUAUGAACAGCUGAUUCUACAAUUGGACAAAUACUUUGAAGCUGUCAGCCAAGGAAACAAAGUUGAAGAAAUCAUAAGCAUGAUGAUGGAAACUGUGAGUGGAAUUCUUCAGAAUACGAAAUCACAAAACUCUGCAGACCUUUCUUCUAUACUGAUAGAUUUCACAAAACCUUUACACAUACCAGAAAUAGAGCUAGUAAAAAUACUCAAAGAAAAACUUUUGAAAGUGGUUGGCAAUGUAUUUGAGAAUAAGGAACAACAACCCCAAAGCUUUCAAGUUCUUCAAGGAGUGAAGAAAUUGUUUGAAGUGUUAACCCACCAUCUACCUCAUACAACUGCUAUUAUAAUACAGCAUCUAAUUUCCAACAUUGACUCUCAGGUUAGGUAUAAUUUGUUAAGUUAUUUAGUGUAUCAAGAUGAACAUCACAUUUAUACCUUGGCGUGGAUGUUUGCCAAUCUUACAGCAUGCCAGCCCUCUGGUGUAGUCGUCACUGUUAAGCUCAGACCACAGUUAGAAAACAGCCACGCAGAAAACAGACAUACCUACACUAAUCUCAUUGAAGCUAUUUAUCAUUGCAUCAGUUUACAAAAGACAGUGAGGCUUUACUUUAUCUACAGUUGUUUUAUGAGAUACACACACCUAGCAUUGAGACUACUGGAUUGUGAAGCACAACAAAGAGAAGACGCAGAUGUUUUUGAAGUGGUUCCACAACUUGAAACAGAACAAUUAUUGCCUACAUUACUUGUGCAAGAGAUGUUGCUGCUCAAAAUGAGAUUUAGUUUGUGUGAAAGAUUUCUAAACCAGAGCCAUUUGUCCUCUCAAAUUCUUCCUGAAAAUAUUGAAAGUUCUGUCACAUCAAAUCCAAUAUGGAAAAAAUUGACCUCCAAACUACAGCCAUCAUUGCAGGACUGGAUAAGCUUUGAGAUAAAAAUGGAUGAAAACUGUGAUAGCUUAUCACCAAGUGAAAGAACUUCUGUCUUGUGGAAAAUUAGCUCCCAAUUUUUACAAUCUGCCAAGUUGUCACAGAAACCCUUGGAUUUCCACAGUGAAAUGUUGAGAAUCCUGGCUCAAAAUUUGGCCACCUGCUCAAGUGAGGCACUUUGUAAAGGAAAGAAAAAUGCCAUGGAAGUCAUUAGGAAGUUUAUAAAUAUUUUAAAGCAUCACACAUCACAGCUGUUUCAGAUUGGGCAGGUCACAGAAAAUUGGAUAGCAUCUACUUUACGAUCAUUUAUGUCAUUGCCAUACACAAGUUCUUUAUUAAGGAUCCUGUUAGAGUUGCCUCCCUUUCUGGUCUUUUCUAAUUCUCCUUCCAAAAAGAUAUCAAAGAGUGAUGUAGACUCAGCAUUAUACAUUGUGCAACAAUACUGUAAUUCCAAUCACAAUGAGGGUGGCUUCCUGUCCCUUGGUGCCACUAUGUAUUUUAUGAAGGUACAACAUUUAUUUAUUAACUUUUUGUACAUGAAUCAUCUUGAUAAAGAAACUUCUUGA
Molecule: messenger RNA, 3465 nt
Organism: Physella acuta
Lineage: Eukaryota; Metazoa; Mollusca; Gastropoda; Physidae
Biological process (GO): interstrand cross-link repair
Cellular component (GO): Fanconi anaemia nuclear complex
Source: RefSeq, a predicted model, not a curated record